Messenger RNA from Drosophila serrata, 982 nucleotides. RefSeq names its product Juvenile hormone binding protein 7 (gene Jhbp7). Lineage: Eukaryota; Metazoa; Arthropoda; Insecta; Diptera; Drosophilidae. The record is from RefSeq and is a predicted model, not a curated record. Gene Ontology annotation, biological process: multicellular organismal reproductive process.
ACUUGGUCGGGCGCUUGCCAAAUCAGUUGUCGUUGCCGUUGCCGUGAAUUUCGUACCUGUGUAUUUCCCUGUGUUCCCGGUUUUAUAUUUGGAACCAUUAUGCUACUGUUCCAGCUGAGUUCCGUGGCUUUGCUUAUCUGCCUGGCCAGCGGUGCCUCCAACUUCCCUCCCGAGUUGCCCCGCUGCAAAAUUGGUGACACCACCUGCAUUAUCAAUGUGUCCCACACGCUGGUGCGUCAGUAUGCCAAGACAGGCUAUCCGGCUGCAGGAUUCCCCCAGGUUGAGCCCUUCUUGGUCAAGCGAUUUGAUAUCUCCGACGGACGCAGUGGUUCACUGAAUCUCAAGCUGAACUUUAAGGAUGUGAAUGUGGAGGGUUUGUCGGGUGUGAAGUUCGAUAGAGCUGUUGGCUUUGGUCCCGAUCCCGCCACCAGCAAGUUCGAGAUGUAUGGCUCCUUUCCCAAGAUCGUUCUGCGCGGCAAGUACGUGGCUGAUGGCCGCAUCCUGAUCCUGCCCAUUCGUGGCGAUGGCGAUGCCGAGAUUAUCCUGCACAACCCCAAGUUCUCGGUGAAGUUCAAGCCGGGAACCCAGCAGCGCAAUGGACGCACUUUCCUGAGUGUGGACAAGCUGAAGGUGCUGGUGGAGCCACAAAAGAUGAACAUCCGUCUGGCGAAUCUUUUCAAUGGAGAUCAGGCACUGGGCGCCAAUCUGAACCAGUUCCUCAACGACAACUGGGUGGAGGUGUGGAGCGAGCUGCAUCCCUCGAUCCACGUGGCCAUUGCAGAGAUCAUGAAGACCAUCCUCACGCAGCUGUUCAAGCGGUUUGCCUACGAGGACCUCUUCCUGGAGAACUGAACGCCACACGUUUGGCUUUAGGCUAAGUGUACGAGUAUUUCCUCAUCGGCAUUUCAUAACCACACGGGGCGUUGCAUUCCGGCCAUUGACAUAACACAUAUCGUCCAUAUAUUUGCUAAGCUAAGCUUUA